AUGAAAACAUGCAAGAUUUCAUUUUCUCCUAUCACUAUCUUAGGUUCAUUAUUAUGCAUUAUGGGUUAUGUAUAUGCUCAUGAUUCACCAAAAGACUAUGUUGAUGCACACAAUGUAGCAAGAUCAGAAGUGGGAGAACCAAGUUUGAUUUGGGACGAUUCUGUUGCAGCAUAUGCACAAAACUAUGCCAAUCAACGCCGAAAAGAUUGCCAGCUGAUCCAUUCACAUGGACCUUAUGGAGAGAACCUUGCAUGGAGUAGCAGUAAUGAAUUUUCAGGUGUAGAUGGUGUGAAAUUAUGGGUAGACGAAAAGGCAUACUUUGAUUACAUGUCAAACUCAUGUUCUGAUAACGAAAUGUGUGGUCAUUAUACUCAAGUGGUUUGGAAAAACACAUUGCGCGUUGGUUGUGCCAAAGUGAUUUGCGACAAUAAUGGAGGCACUUUCAUUAUUUGUAACUAUGAUCCUCCUGGCAAUUACAUUGGACAGAGACCUUACUAA
Molecule: messenger RNA, 498 nt
Organism: Arachis stenosperma
Lineage: Eukaryota; Viridiplantae; Streptophyta; Magnoliopsida; Fabales; Fabaceae
Product: pathogenesis-related protein 1-like
Exons: 1
Coding region: 1-498 (165 amino acids)
Cellular component (GO): extracellular region
Source: RefSeq, a predicted model, not a curated record